GGGGAAGGAAGGACAGACAGACAGCAGGCAGAGUGCAGACAGAUGGGUGGACAAUCCACAGCUGGCGAAAACACAUAGAUAGAGUGCAGCUGGGGACAGGCGGACGGACGGUAUGCAGGUUGGGGACAGGCGGACGGACGGCAUGCAGGUUGGGGACAGACGGACGGACGGCAUGCAGGUUGGGGACAGACGGACGGACGGCAUGCAGGUUGGGGACAGACGGACGGACGGCAUGCAGGUUGGGGACAGACGGACGGGCGGCAUGCAGGUUGGGGACAGGCGGACGGACGGUAUGCAGGUUGGGGACAGACAGACGGACGGCAUGCAGGUUGGGGACAGACGGACGGACGGUAUGCAGGUUGGGGACAGACGGACGGACGGUAUGCAGGUUGAGGACAGACGGACGGACGGUAUGCAGGUUGGGGACAGACGGACGGACGGUAUGCAGGUUGGGGACAGACGGACGGACGGUAUGCAGGUUGGGGACAGACGGACGGACGGCAUGCAGGUUGGGGACACGGCCCUGAUAGUGGACUGCGUCGGGAGUGACGUCGAUAUCGUGGUGACCGUUCCACGUUCCUGGCCGGAAAAAUCCCGCGUAAUUCUGCAAAAAUAUUUCCAGUCGCGCAGGAAGUCUUGCGGGGGGGAGUGUGAUGUCAUCGGAGUGGAUGAGCGGACGUACAGAGUGACUUUCCGGCAGAAAGAGGAUAAACAAAACGUGCUGCGCAGGCUGAGGAGCGCGAUUGAGGCGGAUGGCAGGACGCUGGACAUCGUGGUCGGGAGCGAACGGCAAUCAGUAACGGCCGAUAGGGACGGCGCUUGUCGUCAUAAACUGACGGAGAGAAGAGACGAUCCCAAGGACCGAAGAGACGAUCCCAAGGACAGAAGAGACGAUCCCAAGGACAGAAGAGACGAUCCCAAGGACAGAAGAGACGAUCCCAAGGACAGAAGAGACGAUCCCAAGGACCGAAGAGACGAUCCCAAGGACCGAAGAGACGAUCCCAAGGACAGAAGAGACGAUCCCAAGGACAGAAGAGACGAUCCCAAGGACAGAAGAGACGAUCCCAAGGACAGAAGAGACGAUCCCAAGGACCGAAGAGACGAUCCCAAGGACAGAAGAGACGAUGGCGGUCUUUUUGUCUCAAAACGAAACGACUGUUUGUGUUUCUUUCAGAUCUUCACCAGAGUGUCCGUGACGCUAAACGCCGACUUCGUUACCAAGGAGCUCAUAAGGGGGAUGUUGGAGAAAUUCCCAUCCCUCCGGGUGACCAAGGAAUCCCCGCCGGGCAUCGAGGAGGUGACGGGGACUUUUCACGAAAUCGAGAAAGUUCAUAAAUAUUUCUGCCAACGAGUUCUGGAGGAGACUCCUGCGCGGCGCUGGGACAGAAAUGUGACUCUCCCCACACCGCUCUAUGAGUACUUCAGCGAGGUUUACUCAGAGGACAUCGACAGAAUCAAGAGGGAAUGGAAGGUGGAACUCGAAAGGAUUGACGAGCCGACAGACUGCACCAAAAUAACCAUAACGUCCGGAGAAUCCGACUCGUGCACCGAGAGAGCCCAACAAGCCAUCUCCGACGUCAUUCAGAAGAUCACAUCCGACUGGGACCAGACCCUAGCAAGACCCCCGCUCCAAAAAAUGCCCUCUGGUCAAGAGUUCAGACUGCGCAUGAGGAAGCUUUUCCCUAAAACGUUACCCAUUAUGCACCCGGACACCGUGACCCUCCGCGGCCCAGCGGCAGAAGUUCUGCUGGCCCGGAAUUUCAUUGAAGCCGGCGGAAGGAACUCGGCUCCGUUUCCAAAUCCGGUGACCAUCAAGAGCUCGACGGCCGCUGAUCUGACAGUGAGAGCGAGACACCUGGAGAUCGUAAAGAGACUCCGAUCCGCAGAGAUCAGGGAGAUCGAGCAGAAAUAUAACGUGACGAUGGACGAGACGGCCUCGGGUCCGCAGGAGGUGUGCGUGAGAUUCAGCCGCGCAGGUGGACACCUUGACCUCGGAGCGCAUGCAUCUCAGAUCUUCCUGUGUUUGCUGCAGGCGACCAUCGCUGAGGCAGAGGGGCAAGACUUCAAAGAACGGAUCCUGCCGGAAGGAACCGACAUGACGUCUAAAUGCAGCGGACAAGAAGCCCCAACCACGUCUUCCAGCCGCGCAUCAAAUGAUGAGAGUAAUUCCGCCCGGCCCCCAGGAGGAAGCCGCUUAGGAGACGGGGCCACAGGAGACACCGGCCAAGAGAAUAAGAAGAGCGCGGGCGAGGAGGAGGAGGAGCGGUGCCCCAUUUGCCUGGACGCUUUCACAGAGAGAGAAGUUCUGCCCAAAUGCAAUCACGCAUUCUGCAAAACGUGUUUAGAGAGCUGCAUGGCGUCCAAACCCGUGUGCCCGGUGUGCAACGUGGCCUACGGCACGGUAACCGGAACCCAGCCGGACGGAACCAUGAAAGAAACCAUUCUGGCGUCUUCUCUGCCGGGAUAUCGGUGCAAAACCAUCCAAAUUACAUACGUGAUCCCCGACGGUACCCAGGGGCCAAAUCACCCCAAUCCAGGGCGCAGAUUCCAGGGCACGUCCCGCACGGCGUAUUUACCCGACGACCAGGAGGGCCGGGAGCUUCUCCUCCUGCUGAAAAAAGCUUUCAACCAAAAAUUAAUCUUUACGAUCGGCGAAUCCCGAACCACCGGAGCGAGCGACCGCGUCACCUGGAACGACAUUCACCACAAGACCAGCGUUCAUGGCGGCCCGACCAAUUUCGGGUAUCCGGACCCCCGGUAUAUGAAACGACUUCGCGAUGAACUGAAAGCCAAAGGAAUCGAGUGAUCGCCGCGUCCGUUGAACCCACUGCCCCCCCCACGGGGUCGCUCUCUUUUUUGGGGGGGUUUCCUUUAUCUCAGGUGAUUGGAAACUCGCGAUUAUCGGCUCUCCCUCCUCAAUAAAAUAAACUCAUAA
Messenger RNA from Spea bombifrons (plains spadefoot toad), 2935 nucleotides. It is a transcript of the gene DTX3L, whose product is annotated as deltex E3 ubiquitin ligase 3L. The record is from RefSeq and is a predicted model, not a curated record. NCBI's taxonomy places the organism in Eukaryota, Metazoa, Chordata, Amphibia, Anura, Pelobatidae. Gene Ontology annotation, biological process: protein ubiquitination; Notch signaling pathway. The transcript is spliced from 5 exons. The coding region runs from base 113 to 2806 and encodes 897 amino acids.